AUGAGCUUCAGCCAGCCAGGGGCCUGCCCAUGCGGGGUUGCUGCAGGCCGCCCACCCAUCCUGUAUGCACUCCUGAGCCCCAGCCUCAGGGCCAGGCCCUCUGUCCCCCCAACCGAUAGCCGCUGCCUGUGCCAGCAGCACAAGCCUGUCCGCCUGUGUACUCCCCACCGUACCUGCCGAGAGGCCUUGGAUGUUCUGACCAAGAUGGUGACCUUCCUUAGGAAUCUGCCAUCCUUCUGCCAGCUGCCCCCCCAGGAUCAGCGGGGGCUGCUGCGGGACUGCUGGGGUCCCCUCUUCCUGCUUGGGUUGGCCCAAGACGCUGUGACCUUUGAGGUGGACGAGGUCCCGGUGCCCAGCAUACUCAAGAAGAUCCUGCUGGAGGAGCCCGGUAGCAGUGGCGGCAGUUGUCAGCUGCCUGACAGGCCCCAGCCCUCACUGGCUGCAGUACAAUGGCUUCAGUGCUGCCUAGAGUCCUUCUGGAGCCUGGAGCUGGGGUCCAAAGAGUAUGCCUACCUGAAAAGGACCAUCCUCUUCAACCCUGAUGUUCCAGGCCUCCAUGCCCCUUCCCACAUUGGAUACCUACAGCAAGAGGCUCAUCAGGCACUGUGUGAGGUCCUGGAGCCCUGGUGGCCAACAGGCCAAGGCCGAUUGGCCCGCAUCCUCCUUAUGGCCUCCAUCCUCAAGUCCAUUCCACCUGGCCUGCUUGGGGAGCUCUUCUUUCGCCCUAUCAUUGGAGAUGUCGACAUGGCUGGCCUCCUGGAGGACAUGCUUUUGCUGAGCUGA
Messenger RNA from Trichechus manatus latirostris (Florida manatee), 783 nucleotides. RefSeq names its product nuclear receptor subfamily 0 group B member 2 (gene NR0B2). Gene Ontology annotation, biological process: circadian rhythm; negative regulation of transcription by RNA polymerase II. Gene Ontology annotation, molecular function: transcription factor binding; transcription corepressor activity. The transcript has 2 exons. Gene Ontology annotation, cellular component: cytoplasm; nucleus. Lineage: Eukaryota; Metazoa; Chordata; Mammalia; Sirenia; Trichechidae. The record is from RefSeq and is a predicted model, not a curated record. Bases 1 to 783 code for a protein of 260 amino acids.